This is a messenger RNA of Archocentrus centrarchus (flier cichlid), 1306 nucleotides long. It is a transcript of the gene cd8b, whose product is annotated as cd8 beta. Gene Ontology annotation, cellular component: cell surface. Lineage: Eukaryota; Metazoa; Chordata; Actinopteri; Cichliformes; Cichlidae. Bases 79 to 699 code for a protein of 206 amino acids. Gene Ontology annotation, biological process: regulation of immune response. Gene Ontology annotation, molecular function: coreceptor activity; MHC class I protein binding. The record is from RefSeq and is a predicted model, not a curated record. The transcript is spliced from 7 exons.
GAUAGAUAUCAAGAAGAGACAGUAUUAGCACCUUCCCUCAGCUAGCACCCAACGUACACGCAGAUACAGCCUGACAAAAUGAUCCUCCUGUCACUGGCAUGGUUUCUAUUGACAGAACCAUUUUGGACAUCUGGUUCAGAACAGAUCCUGAUGCAAGAAGAAGUCAUCGUUCGUUACCCUAAGAUCUUAGGCAACGAGACCAUUGAAUGUGAUUGUGGUAGCACUGCUUGUGACUUAGUCUUCUGGUUCCGCAGUCACAUCAGUGGGAAAGUAGAGUUUCUAGGUAGAUGCAACAAUGCUGACCGUGUUAACUAUGGGGAUGGCGUGGAUCAGAAGCGGUUUAAAAUCAGCAAGAAGGGCAGUAACACCUUCGCACUGCGUGUCAUCAGUGUGACAGAAGAAGACAAGGGGAUUUAUUCUUGUGUCUUGAAGGAGAAAAAUGUUAAUGAAAUAUGGAAGCCUGGGACUCUUCUACUGCCAGGAGAGACCCCACCAACACCACCACCUAAGCCAAAACCCAGACCACAACCAAAAAAAAAGAAAUGUGACUGCAGUGCAGGUAAGGGUGACUGCUCCAUGAUUCUUUGGCCACUCAUUGGACUUCUUGCAUGCUUGGCUCUGGUUCUCGUCUGCACGCUGCAAUACUUCAGCCGGCUACCCAGAAAGUGUCACCACCACUUUGUAAAAAGAGGCAGAUGACCUAAAAAAUCCUGCAUCUGCAUCUCAUGUAUAAUUUAAGUGGCUGAAGGGCUUCGCUUGAGUAUUCUGUCCAGCGGAGCAUGAAGGUCACAAUUCCCCCGAAAUAUGUGGUCCUUACGAACUCUCAGCAAUAAAAUCUUUUUUUCAGCAGCAGCAGACAUGUAAGAUAUUGUAACAUAUUGACAGGCUCCUAUUUAAAGCCCUCUGUUUCCAUUUCUAAUUUCUCUUAUUUGUCACUAAACAGAUGCCAAUUUUAUUGUAAUUUAUCAAGGUGUUUUUUUUUUUUUUUUUUUUUAAUUCAGCGGGUAUUAGAUGUGCUGUGAACUGUGAUCAGCUUAUUAACAUACAAACAUCACAAAUAGCCAAAUAAACAUACAGUAAUUGUUCCGUUUUCUGCAUGUUUUGCUCUCUUCUGUAUUCAUUUGUGUUUGUUUUCCACAGUAUUGCAGCAGUUUAGACACAUUUGUAAAGAAGCACUGUCAUGUUGAUCAUUUCUGUGUGCGCGCUUGAGUUUGAUCAAUAAAACUGUAUCAUUGCAAUCUUUUAUAGCGGCGAUCUAAUUAUGCCUUUAGCACCCAAAUGCAACAUUGCCUUGAAACUAAUGAAA